Molecule: messenger RNA, 1026 nt
Organism: Strongyloides ratti
Lineage: Eukaryota; Metazoa; Nematoda; Chromadorea; Rhabditida; Strongyloididae
Product: F-box domain-containing protein
Exons: 2
Coding region: 1-1026 (341 amino acids)
Molecular function (GO): protein binding
Source: RefSeq, a predicted model, not a curated record
AUGCUUCUAAAUUAUUUACCACCUGAAAUAAAUUCAUUAAUUUUAUCAGAAUUAUCUUUUGAAGAUCUUUUAAAUCUAAAGGAAGCUUGUCAAUCAACAACAUCAAUUAUCUGUCAUACUGUAUCAAAAUUUUAUAGGCUUCAAAUUGCUGAUGACCCUUUUGAUUGCCUAUUAGAAAGUAUUGAUGGAAAGAAAGUAACUUAUAAUAUUGAGAAUGUCAAGAUUGUGUUAGAUUAUUGUCCAAAUAUAAAUUCAAUUAUAAUUGCUGCUAGAGGUGUUGACAAAGAAACAUCUGGAAAUGAAAAAUUUAGUAAUAUAUUUCAUGAUGGUUUAUAUAAUGAAAAUGGAUAUUUAGGAACAUUUUUUGAUAUUGCUCCAUAUCAUUAUUUACAUUCUAAUCAAUUAAAAACAGUAGCAUUACAUGUUGAUUUAAUGAUUGAUAAGAUGUUUGAAUCAAGAAUAAUUUAUCCAACAAAUGAUCUCAAAUAUGCUAGUAAUGUAUUAUUUGAUAAAAAUUUUGAUGUAUUUAUACAGAUAGGUUUUUGUGCUGUAUCAAAACAUCCAUAUGAUGUACUUCCAAGAACAUUUAUUGGAAUGAAUAUGUAUGAUACAUUUGUUUAUUUUAAAGAUAGAGAUUAUAAUUGUAGUAUUGAUAUAACAUCACAGACAGAAUAUAUGGAUUUAACAUUAGAAAAAAAAAAUCUUGAAUAUUCAUUUGCAUUAUUUUAUUAUGAUGAAAAUUUAUGCCUAAUAUCUGAUGAUAAUGAUGAUAGUAUGGAUGAAAUUAAGUAUAAUGAAAUUAUAGAAGAGGAAGAAUAUUUUGAUAAUAAUUCAUAUGAAAUAAAUUCUUCUGAUCAUUUAUAUUAUUUAAGUAGAGAUACACUUCAAUUACCACCACUUCCACCUAAUAACGUAAAUAAUAGUUUAUUGUUACAAAAAAUGCCAGUAUCUGAUGAUAAUCUUCUAAUGCCACUUGAAAUAUUCCAAAAUCCACUUCUAUCAACAGGUCAAGAUACAAUAGAAUAA